Molecule: messenger RNA, 2459 nt
Organism: Drosophila busckii
Lineage: Eukaryota; Metazoa; Arthropoda; Insecta; Diptera; Drosophilidae
Gene: wda
Product: transcription initiation factor TFIID subunit 5
Exons: 5
Coding region: 205-2421 (738 amino acids)
Molecular function (GO): protein binding; RNA polymerase II general transcription initiation factor activity
Source: RefSeq, a predicted model, not a curated record
AGCGAGACGCCAGAUGUUUCGAUACUUGCGUGAGUAGUUUAGUGCCUUUUCGCAUUCGCACACUGUCUGUCGAUAUUUUUGACUCGCCUAUCGAUGAAGCUAAGCAGCUGAGUGAUUGUGUUUGUGUAUUUAGUGAAUGGCUGAAACAAACAACCGAUUUGCAGGACGGGAUUAGGAUUAAAAUAAAGGACCACGAGCGGAAAUAUGAGUUUGCCGAAUGCAAACAACAAUAAUCAUGCAUCGUCACCCAUCUACAACAAUAGCAACAAGUCUGUCAUAAAAAAGAGUUCAAAAACCGAUUUGAUGCGAGCGGCGGUCGGUUUGUUGCUAAAGCAAAAGAAUUAUGUGGGAAAUGAAAAGCUAAGGCGAUCCGAUUUCGUACUAAUGCAAAACAAAAAUCAAUUUGGGGUAAACAAAAUGCUGGACUCUGAUCUGCAUGGCGGCAAUAGUUUCAGUUAUUCGAAUGUGCAGGUGAUAACAAAUAAUCAACACAUGGUGGAUCAGCAAUUUGGCCGCUUUUCGCAAUUUGUGGAAGCGCAGCCAGAGCCACUGCGUGUUGAAAUGAAACGUUUCUAUGCGCCCAUGCUGUGCCAUUUGUACCUUGAGCUGCUAAAAGCGCGCGAACCCAAAGGCGCUGUGGAAUUUCUGAAGAAAUAUGCACAUUUGGUGGCACCAGUUGAUCUCUAUGAUGCACCAAUGCCCACCAAGAUCAAUGGCUGCUCUGUGAUGAGUGAAUCGCAAUUGUCAGCAACACCCGAUUUCCACAUACGUUUUGCGCGCGAAGCACAGGAAUCUGGCGACGCAGAGCUGGAUUACUUUAUGAAGUUGGUACAAAUACUGUCCAGUUGCACAAAGCUGGAAGCGGCUGAGGCAGAUGCCACAGUAGCACAUUUUCGUGGCUCUAAGUAUGAGUUGCAUACAACAUCACUGGUGAUGGACAGAUUAUGUUCGUUUCUGCAACAGCGUGGCCAUGUGCUAAUUAUGAAUUUAAUAUUCAAUUGGCUGCAUAUACACAUAGUGGACAAUGAACAGUCACUCAAUACUGAAGAUCAUCUGCUGGGCACUGCUGAAGAAAUGGAUGCGACUGAAGACAUUGAUCCUGAAGAACAUGCACCUGUCACUUUUAUCAACCGCAGCGAGCACAUCAAGUCUAGCAAGAAUCCCAAGAAGCGCCCUGCUGAGGAGUCUACCAUUAAACUGGAGGCUGAGAUUAAAUCAGAGUGCAAGUCUGUGGUUGAGACCGAUGGUGCGACAGCAGCUGCUGCACCUGGUGCUGAUGAUAAGACAAAGAUUAACAUUGAUGCUUGCCUGCUUACACUUAAUACAUGCUCUGCGGAAAUACUGAAAGCACAAGUGGAAAUGCCACGUUUCUACAAAAUCAACGAACGCUCACGUGGACUCAGCUCAACGCAUUUGGAUGCAAGCGAGUGUCAUAUGCUGGCGGGCUUUGAUAACUCUGCCGUACAGAUCUGGCAGCUAAAUCAGCAAAGUUGUCAAGGCAAAAGCUUUUAUAGACUGGCGUCGCGGGCACAAUGCUCCUGGGAGCUAAACAAUUGCUCAGAUGAGGAGCUGGAAAGCGAUGAGGAAUCACCCUACAGCGAGGAGCAGCAGCGCACCAAAUAUGCAGACAACUCAUUCAAUGAGUAUGGCGGCUUGAUGCUGCGUGGCCAUACCAGCGGUGUCACCACUGUGCGUUUUUCAGCUCAUUAUCCUGUGUUCUAUAGCGCUUCGAAGGACUGUACCUUUCGCUGCUGGCGUGCCAGUAAUUUGGAAUGUGCUGCCAUUUAUCGCAGUCAUAAUUAUCCCAUCUGGUGCUUGGAUGAGAGUCCCUUAGGUCAAUAUGUUGUGACAGGCUCAAAGGACUUGAGUGCACGCCUCUGGAGCUUGGAGCGCGAACAUGCACUCAUCAUAUAUGCUGGGCAUACCCAAGAUGUUGAGUGCAUACGCUUUCAUCCCAAUGGCAAUUAUUUGGCCACAGGCUCAGCGGAUCAUUCAGUUCGUCUAUGGUGCACAACUAGUGGCAAACUUAUGCGCGUGUUUGCCGAUUGCAAACAAGCUGUUACUAGUCUAGCUUUUAGUAGCGAUGGCAAAAUGCUGGCCGCUGCCGGUGACGAGUCAAAGGUGCGUAUUUUUGACUUGGCGGCUGGUGCACAGCUCUGCGAGCUUAAGGAUCAUACUGCUAGCGUUAGCUCUGUAGCCUGGAGUACGCAAAGUCAACAAUUGGCCACAGUCUGCACUGAUGGCAGUCUAAGACUUUGGGACGUUAAGAAAUUAACGACCAUGAGUGAUAGCAGCAGCUACUCAUCAUCUUCAUCAUCGUCAGCUACAACGAAUCGUCUGUUAACUAUGAAUAGUUCCUGCCAGCGCUUGAUCGAUGUUUACUAUGGACGUAGCAAAACGCUUUAUUGCAUAGGCACUUAAAAAACAUAACUGAAUUUGCAUUUGUUUUUAAAAUAAUU